GCCUUCUGCCCCUUUGACAGAAUCUCUGGUCCGCAAGGCUUUGGAUGCUUUGGAACAACCUCUAGAUAUUAUCUCUUCACCGCCUGACACCGUCUCGGACCAAAAAAUCUUGCAGUGGUGUACAUACGAUGCCAUGAACCAUGACUUGACUUAUUCUCAUCCGUCUCGAGUCCUCUCGUCGUCAUAUGUCAUCCGAAAAGCUUUGAUUCGAAAGCACUAUCUAUCCCGCUGUGUGCAUAACUAUGUGACCAAAAAUCCGGGAAGCAUCCUGAAGACUGCCGUUCCACGGACGUGGGACUUAGAGAUCAGCUUUGCGGAUGAAUUGGAUGAAUUGUGGCACGAUGGACUGUGGGACCUUGGCGAGGAACUGGAAAAAGCUGACCCAGCAAAAUGGUGGAUUUUAAAGCCUGGGAUGGCCGACCGAGGAAUGGGAAUCAGACUGUUUCACUCAAAAGAGGAUCUCGUGCAGAUAUUCGAAGGUUUCGAGGAAAAUUCAGAUGAGGAAGAGGAGGGAGGCGAAGAGCCAGGUGGUAGAGAUACAGAUACCUCCGUCGUCACUUCGCAAUUGAGACAUUUUGUCAUCCAGGAAUAUUUAGCUAAGCCAGUUUUGUUUGACCCUGCCGAAGUACCGCUUGGAGAAAAAGAUAUUAGUCCACCAACCGGUGACCUUCAUGGUCAUAAGUUCCAUAUACGUGCAUAUUGUGUCGCCUCCGGUGCUCUUUCGGUUUUCCUGUAUACGCGAACUCUCGCGCUUUUUUCUGCGCUCCCUUAUACAACACCUUCCAAACCCCCCGGGGACUCGGAGGAUGCCCAAGUAGAGGAUAUUGACCUGGCUCCACAUUUGACCAACACCUCCCUUCAAACCGAACGAGGCGAAGCUGGUGUACGACUCUUAGACGAACUCGUUGGGUGCCAUGCACUUGGAUCUCCUGUCAUUGGUUUGAAUGGCCAUUCAGUGCCGACCACUCGACAAUCCGUACGUGGGAGAGCCAUGGGCCAAGCCAUCGAUGUCGAUCAAGUGCGUAACCAGAGGCAAGAAGUGCCAUCUCAGAACACUUCCGCUGAACAUGUCUUCACAAAAAAGGAUCUGCAGGAUAUACAAAAUCAAAUGUCAGAAAUUGUUGGGGAGACAUUCAAGGCCGCUCUGGACAUGAGUGUUCAUUUCCAGCCUCUUCCAAACGCAUUUGAGCUCUAUGGUAUCGAUUUUCUAGUAACCCAGUCAUCGAACCCUACGUCUUUUAAGAGAUAUCAAGUUCAAAUACUCGAAGUUAACUCGGAGCCUGCGAUUGAAUUGACGGGUCCUCGUCUCACAUGGGUAUUGGAAGAUCUGUUCAAGGCAAUGGCUCGAAACUUUGUCUCACCCUUCUUACGACCCAAUGAGGAGCAGGCUUGGGCGGUUGGGGAAGUGCGAAAUAAUUUACGAAAGUGUCUUGAGGUGGAAAUCAGAGGUGCCGGAGGGUGGUAGUUUACAUUAUAUGCGAAAUUAGCUUGCUUCUCAUUUGAAAGUUUGCGCACUGCGAAUCCAUACCUUGUGCCCAAAAUG
Messenger RNA from Somion occarium, 1543 nucleotides. The record is from the annotation of a GenBank genome assembly. NCBI's taxonomy places the organism in Eukaryota, Fungi, Basidiomycota, Agaricomycetes, Polyporales, Cerrenaceae.